Helicoverpa zea (corn earworm) is the source of this 2394-nucleotide messenger RNA. RefSeq names its product probable cytosolic Fe-S cluster assembly factor GL21135. Gene Ontology annotation, molecular function: 4 iron, 4 sulfur cluster binding. Gene Ontology annotation, biological process: iron-sulfur cluster assembly. Lineage: Eukaryota; Metazoa; Arthropoda; Insecta; Lepidoptera; Noctuidae. The transcript has 8 exons. The record is from RefSeq and is a predicted model, not a curated record. The coding region runs from base 112 to 1560 and encodes 482 amino acids. Gene Ontology annotation, cellular component: cytosolic [4Fe-4S] assembly targeting complex.
CAAUGUCAAAAUCAGCUGUUUGUAUUUGUGUUCUGCGGAAGUACACAUUUCCUGUAAAACUUACAUAUUUUUAACCAUUUUAUUGCAGUCCAACCAAUAUCACUUAAUAUAAUGGCUUCUCGCUUUAGUGGUGCGUUACAGUUGACUGACCUUGACGAUUUCAUAACACCUUCGCAAGAGUGUAUAAAACCUGUAAAGGUCGAGAAAUCAAAAACCAAAACUGGUGCAAAGAUAAAGAUAGGAGAAGAUGGGUACUUUGAUGUGUCCAGCGGAAGGGAAGAGAAGCUUAAGAAGGUUGAGAUCACUUUGGCAGACUGCCUGGCUUGCAGCGGAUGUAUCACGUCUGCUGAAAGUGUGCUGGUCACCAAGCAGAGCCAGGAGGAACUGUUGAGAGUAUUCUCAGAGAGAAAAUAUACAGACAAUAAGGGAGAAACCAAGGAUGUGAGCCUGAUAGUGAUAUCUCUGUCACCACAGCCGACACUAUCAAUUGCAGCUCGGUAUAAGCUGUCCCCUGAGGAAGCCACUCACAAGUUAGCAGGCUACUUCAAGAGCUUGGGCGCAGACUUGGUGCUGGAUAUGACAAUAGCUGAAGACCUUGCUCUGCUGGAGGCCCAGCAGGAGUUCCUGCAGCGCUACCAGAACCAGCAGACAGACCCCACUGCUAAGAACCUGCCUAUGCUGGCUAGCUCUUGUCCAGGUUGGGUAUGCUAUGCAGAGAAGACUCAUGGCAACUACAUCCUCCCAUACAUUUCCACCAGCAAAUCCCCACAACAGGUCAUGGGUUCUCUGGUCAAACAAUACCUCUCCAAGUGCAAGGAGGUGACUCCCGCGGAGGUGUACCAUGUGACCUUCAUGCCGUGUUACGACAAGAAGUUAGAAGCGUCGCGAGAAGACUUCUAUUCAGAGAUGCAGAACUGUCACGAUGUUGACUGUGUUAUUACUGCAAUCGAACUGGAACAAAUGCUAGACCUAAGCGGCAAGGUCCUGAAUGACGUCACGGGUGUCGAGUUGGACUGGCCGUGGGGACAGGGUGACGCGCCCCCCGCGGUACGGCGGCACAUUGGCACGGGGUCGGGCGGGUAUGCCGACCAUGUGUUCCUGUAUGCCGCCCAACAGCUAUUCGGGGAGACUGAUGCCAAGCUUGUUUAUAGGAAUUUAAGGAACCCUGACUUCCGCGAGGUGACGCUCGAGAAGGACGGUAAGGAGGUGCUGCGGUUCGCGGUGGCUAAUGGCUUCCGCAACAUACAGAACUUGGUGCAGAAGCUCAAGCGCGGCAAGUCGCCCUACCACUACGUCGAAGUCAUGGCCUGCCCUUCAGGAUGCCUAAACGGCGGCGCGCAAGUUCGCCCCGUCACCGGCGAGAGUGGACGUGAGCUCGUCGCGCAGUUAGAAGCGAUGUACUCUACCCUCCCCCUCGCGACGCCGGCAGACAACCGCCUGGUUCGGCGGCUGUAUGCCGACUGGCUUGACGGCAGGGAUUCUGAUAAGGCGAGGGCGGUGCUACAUACUGCCUACCACGCAAUUGACAAGUCAGAUAUAGCCCUUAAUAUUAAAUGGUAGUAUUCCAUUAUAUGCGUGAUAUUUUGAUGCUAGAAGUAGGCGAAUUGUCUUGAAGUUUCCUUGAAGAAUCCUGGUUUUGGUGGUGCAGCCAGUUGCAUUUAAUGUGUGUAGGUGAGUGUGGCACUUAGCACAGUUUCAGACCAGGAUGCUACUCACUUAUAUUCCAAAUCUCUUAUAAGACGAGCGUAUGUGCGCGAGACAUCAUUGGUUUCGAGUAUAUGCAAGUAUACGCUUGUUGGGUUUUUCUGUGCCCAUAUUCUAGCAUACGUGCUGAAAAAUGCGCAAGUCAGAGAAUAGCCCUUACAUUUUUUCUUUGUUAUAAUACUACUACGACUAACAAUAUUUACCUAAUAUCUAUUCUAAAAACUGCCUCAACUUUGAAUGCAAUUGGCUGUUGACAUUUUAAAUAAAUUUGAAUUUGUUUAUUUGUGUAUAGGUUUGUGUAUAUGUAUCAAUAGUUGAUGUAUUUUUAAAUAAGGAGCUAAUGUAAGUAAGGAUAAUAUGUUGUGAUUUCUUUAAGCACCCUUUACGUGAAAAUGUUUUAUUUUUUCAAAAAAAAUAGUUCUAUUUUGUAAUAGAACCUUACUUAUAAAGCAAUUCAUUUUUAUGUAAUCUUACUUACAGAAUCAAAGUCCAGUGUAAAUAUUUUGCAAAAGCUAAAUGUGUUGUUGAGUAUUUAUUAAUCAAUUUACUUAUAAACAUACUAGUAUAUUUUGUUUUGUCUUAUUUAUAAGAAAAGUGAUAUUGUAUGAUUCCUUGGAAAACAAUAACUUGUAAAUAUCACGUAGUAAGUAUGUAACGUUAUUGUAAGAACAAUAUAAGAGCUGUUUGAAA